GAAGAAUUCGGCGGGAGAGCAGGAGGGCCUCCGUUGCUCGAACACUCCUCCAUUCUUCAAGCAGCCCACUUUUUCUGAGUGACGUGCCAUCCCCUAUCCUCGAAGCGUCAUGGCCUGUCCGCUGAGGAGGUAUCCCUACCGUGACCGCACGCCGUCCGACCGGCUGCUGGACAUCGUGCAGCUCAGGUCCGACCUGCUGGACAAGCGCGAGAGCGACCUCAAGAGCCGCUACGAACUCAUCGACGAGAACACGUCACUCCGACGAUACAACAAAAUCCUCGAAGACGAAGUCGAGCAACACACAGAGGGGGAGGGCAGCAAACAGAGAGAGGGACAUGACAUGUUGUGUGUUUGGCCUUCCUCGCCCACUGAUGGAUGCAGGUUGACGAGCUUGAGGCGGAGAACAGCCGCCUGGCGAAUCGUUUCCGCACCGCCCUCGCCCUCGAGGACCAGGCGACGAGCAGCGCCCGCAAGCUCAACGACGAGGUGGACACGCUGCGCAAGACGGUCACGGACCUGAGCGACAGCAACACCGGCCUCCGACACGAAAACCGACGGCUCAGGGUCGGUCACACACACACACACACACAGACAGCGGCGCACACACCUGACUGUCUGCCUGCUUAUGUCUGUCUGUCUGUCUGUCUGUGUGUUUGUCAGUAUGCGGUUGACUGUGUGGGCAAGCCGCUGUGUUGGUCGGGCAUCGGUCCCGUGGGCGGCGGUGUGUACGUGGAGACCAUCCAGUGGCGCGUCACGGGCAUGACCCGCAAGCUCCGCAGCAUCCCAAUGUACAGCGCCAUCACCAGCCCUAUCCUCUCAAGUGCCCGACUCGGACUCUUCAAGUCAGUCAGGCACACAAGAGAGAGAGAGAGAGAGAGAGGGAGAGAUCGAUGGGGAGGGUCGAUGUGUUUGUCUUUGCGUGUGUGUUUGUGUGUCGUUGUUGGUCACAUUUCAGGGUUGAGUUUGAUUUCUAUCCCAAUGGUGCAGCGGGCGCCCCGCCGCGGGCAUGCACCGUCGUGUUCCGGUAGACAGAGAGAGACAUUCAUGAGAGAGAGAGAGAGAGAGAGAGAUCUCUCGUUCGGGAGGGGGAGAGACAUGACAGAAAUGACGCCUGUGUGUGUGUGUGUGUGUGUUGGCAUGUCAGGUGCGACAAGGGCGUUACACUCAAGUUCCAGUUGUUUGUGGGCAGCAAGCGGACCAUCCCCAUCGAAUACACAUUCACCGGUACUUGCCCCCCCCCUCCUCACACUCCACACGAGAUCACUUGCUGUCUCUCUCUCUGUCUCUCUCUGUGUGUGUGUGUGUGUGUGCAUGUGUGUGUCGUGCAGGGUACGGCGGCUACCGUCACGACUUCAAGAAGGUGCGUGACGAGGUGGAGCUCGACGACACCCUACUCGUCGGCGUGGACAUCCUCGAGUGCUGCACCUGGGCAAGCCCCAUCUGCCCGCCUGCCGCAUGCGCACUUCCUCCCACCACAUGCGCCCUCGCGCCGCCCUACUGCACAUACAGGUGGGUGCGUCGUGGCAGAAGGAGAAAGGACAUAGCGAGACGUUUGUGUCUGAGUUAGGCCGCUGUCUCGUGCUCUCAGGCCCCGAUCGUGCGCGCUCGGCAGGAAGUACCUCACCGACCUGUAGAUCGACGAAGCCCAUCCCGUCCAUCCAAUACCUGCCUGUCUGUCUGUCUGUCUGAAGGUCUGUCUGUCGAAUGGAUCGACUGAGUGGAUUGAUGCCAUGAGUGAGAGUGAGAGUGGGUGUGAGUGCACUGCCCGAUCGCUGGCUGUCGUCUCGUCUGACUGAACGACCGACCGACCGGUUUGGUGUGAACGCAGAGGGACACGAAUUAGCAAAAAAAGGUGGAGGCUUGGAGGGAUCGAAUGAAUGAGUGAGUGAAUGAUGACCGUGGGAGGAAGUGCUAGUGUGUGUGGUAUGCUUUCGAGCCUUGAGUCGCACAGAUGAAGAUGUAAACAAG
Vitrella brassicaformis is the source of this 1968-nucleotide messenger RNA. The record is from the annotation of a GenBank genome assembly. NCBI's taxonomy places the organism in Eukaryota, Vitrellaceae.